Struthio camelus australis is the source of this 5015-nucleotide messenger RNA. The record is from RefSeq and is a predicted model, not a curated record. NCBI's taxonomy places the organism in Eukaryota, Metazoa, Chordata, Aves, Struthioniformes, Struthionidae.
AUGCAUGUGUUCUCCAUCGUGGUGUUUGGCUCUAUUGUCAAUGAAGGAUAUGUGAACCGCCUGGACGAGACACAAGAGCACUGUAUUUUCAACCGCAAUCGCAAUGCUUGCAACUAUGGCAUUACUGUGGGUGUCCUCACCUUCCUCAGCUGCCUUCUUUACCUGGCUCUGGAUGCCUACUUCCCACAGAUCAGCAGCGUCAAAGACCGCAAGAAGGCAGUUCUCUCGGACAUCGGAGUCUCUGGUAAGCUUCCUGGCUGCCUCGUUCUCAUUUGGCAUGACAAUCAGUGGCAAGUUUCAAAAGAAGAGGACAACCCGAUGAAUGAGGGAGGGGAUGCAGCCCGAGCAGCCAUCACAUUCUCGUUCUUCUCCAUCUUCACCUGGGGCUCCCUCACAUAUCUGGCUUUCCGGAGACUCAGAGACAUUACUUUUCAGGAAGAAUACAAUACGCUUUUCCCUAACUCCCCAUCCUUGCUCACGAAUGAGGAGGACGCUACAGAUACUGUGGGGACGUACCAGCAGCCCCCUCCAGCAGAUGCUUUUGACACCGAGACCCAGGGGUACCAAACGCAGAACUACUGAGCCACCGAUGCCCCUUCCCUUUCCCCCUUCCCUUCUGCCCCUUUCCCACUGCUGGCAAAAAGCCAAGGCACAAAACAGACACGUGCGUAGUGGCACAAGAGGUGGCUCUCAGCUAUGCUCCAGCCUUCUGGGUCAUCUGUUUUUAUUUAUUGUUUUUAAAAAGGCAAAACAAAAAAGCCCUAAUCACUUCUUCCUUCUCGUGCCCUCAGAGCUACCUGCCCGAACCAAGUUGUUCCAAGUGUGUCACUGUGUCGCAACAAGAAGAGUCCCCCCUUCUCUCCCUCCUCCCUUGCUGCGGGAGGGAGGACUCUGGCUCAUCCUCUUGGUGGGCAGGAGAGAAGGAUUACAGCACCAACAGAGUAGGGGAAAAAGGCACUAGAGGGGGAAAGGAAGGAGUGGGAGGGAACAGGGACCUAGGGGUUCCUAGGAGAGCUGGUGCUGCUAAAGGCUGGAGUAGAUGUAGGAGCAUCCGAAUUGGGCCCAAGGCCUGGUUGCUCAGGGAGGGGAACAUGAGGUGGCAAAAGGAGGGAAGGCAUGAGAGUUAGCAUGCAGGCAUGCAAGGGUGGAGGGAGGGUUGUAGGUGGGUGGUAGAGUGGGAAAGGGUUCCCCACGCAGGCGUGCAAUGACAAAGGUGCUUUUCUCUCCCAUGCUGAUGCACACAGGCAAGGGAGGGAUGCUUUAUUUUUAGACCGUUUGGGGAGGAAUGGUAUUGCGUGGUGGGCGGGGGGAGAGGGGGAGGGAGCACAGAGAGAGAAAGUGGGAGGGGAAGGAGGAAGAUUUGCAGGUACAAUCAAAAACCACAGACUCAUCUGUAGAUUUAACUGAAGAGAUAGAGUAGAGUAGAGGGACAGCGCCAUGAGAGUCAGUCUGUCCCCAGGUCCUUUUGGAUUGAGUUUUGGAUUGAGCUGGUUGUGUUUUUCCCCUUAACUGUACGUCUUAAAUUUCAACUCUUCUCAGACUAGCACUGUGUUUAGUGAGGCAGGACGGGGGAGCUGUGCUGAGUCCCUGGCAUCAAGGUGCAGGCCCUGUGGGAGAAAGGAUGGAGGAGGUGUGUUCCUAGGAAGUCCUUGUCCCCAGCUGGGCUGUUUGAGAGAGUCUGAUCGGGGGAGAGGAGAGCUUUGCCAUUUCACCCUGGGCAGGAGGAGGAGGAGAAAAAAGCUAGUUUGACGCAUGCCCUACUGAAUCUUCCUGCUUUCCUCUGCUGCCAGACUGCAAAGCCUCCCAAUAACACCAUCCUUGUAGUAUGGAGGUAUGCAGCAGGACUCCCUCUGGCAAGAAAUACUGCUGUUACACAGCAGGGGUGUAACCAAGUAGUAAAGGGUCCUGCGCCUUCCCAGCUGAGCUCUGUGCUUUGCUUCCCACUCAGAUGGGGAGGAGUUCUUAGUGUGCAGUUCAGCAAACUGAGCUGAAAUGGGAGAAUUUCCUCUGUCCAUGCAAAACUGGUUUGGGCCAGGCUCAGCUCUCUGAAAAUUGAGGUUACUAUACCUUACCUAGUGCUCCUUCUGCAGCAUCUGAAAUCCUAGCUGUCUUUAAAGCUGCACCUAGGUGGCAGUGGUGACUGCCAGACAGAGUUCAUAUUGAUGCUUUUCCAUACUCCUGAUGAUUUUGUUUCAAGUAGAGAUGCUGCUCUGGAAGCAGAAGUAACCCUAGGAUAGAAGUAAUAUUUAUUCCAGAAGACAGCGUACCUAAAGGAAAAUAAUUCAACGAUAGCCAGCUGGACAGUUUUCCCCAGCACAGACACCUCUCAGAACACAAGAGGCUGAAACCCAAAGCUGGGUAUGUCUUGCAGCAGUGAGGAGCUCCGUUCCCUGGGCUGCCAGCCCUGGUGCCAGUAACGCUGGCCUGAGUGGCAGAGAUUAGGAGCAAAUCCCAAACCCAUAGGUGCUCCCCCUGUGUGUUCUACCUAUUCCCUGUAGCACCUUCAGGAGUCAGGAGGAGGGGACGCAGGUCUGGCCUGAGGUUGUGUGAACAUCUUGUCUGGAGGACACUGAGUCCUGUUUCAUCAGGAUUCCCAUUAGGACAGCGUAAAACAUCCAGGUUACCAGUCCUUCCCCUCCUCCUAGGGUUACUUCUCUCCAGCUCUCCCACUGUGACAGGGAAAGGGUGUGAAACCUAGAGUUGCAGGCCCCAAAGGGAGGACAAUUUUCUCCAUUGUGCAUAGGCACAAUUUCUACCUGUUGUCUCCAGCUUUCAAGGGCUGCUAGACCUGCCUGCAGGAGUGAGAGAGAGAUAUGGCAGGGGCUGAGACGUUGCCUGCAGACUUGUGCUAUGGGCAGCCCUCCCCAUGGUUUGCCAUCCCUUGGUUUGUGGUUAAGCACUAGUGAAGGCUGAGGAGAGGGGGACCAGUAGGCCCAGCUGAAGCACAAAGAGGAACUUAGCACAUCCCUUGCUCUGUGGCCCUGAAAACAUUACUGUAAAUAGGAAGGGUAUUUUUCAGAAGGAAGCCCCUCAGGCUUCUUUUUCUGUGAGACCAGCCUAAUAUUUAGGCUUGGGAGGGGGUACUUUAUUGAGAGAGAUUUGUCAUGACUGUGGCUGUGGGGGGAGCUCCCUCCAGUCUGUCUCUUUCCCCAGGGGAGGGCACAGAAAGAAAGAUGAGGUGGAGGAGGAGAAGAAGUAGUGUACUCAUCCAGACUCAUCUGUAUCAUCCUUCAUGCUUUCAUUUUGGGUGAGGAGGGAGAGGAGGAACUGAGAAAAGGAGGAAGCUAUAAAUAACCAGCCCUCAGCACAAAAAUGCACUGUACUUUCCAGGAGGAACUGCCCAUCACUUGUCCCCACUCAUCAGGGGUGGUGAAGGACCAGGCUUAUGGGGAGGAGGUAUGGGCCAGAACCGAGGGGUCUGACUUGGGUGUCUGCUUUGGGGUAUAGCAUGGGACUGUCUUACCUGUCCCUUCUCCCAUUAGAGCUGCAUGGGUGGCUAACCAUCAUUUGGGGCUGACAACUGAGGAAGCUUUUCUGCAUCCCCUUUGGCUUGUUUCCCUCAUGUAACUGAUGGGCUUUGGUAGGCCUGAGGUGGGAACAGGCCUCUCCCUCAGAGCAGGCCUGUCAGUGGGAAGUGAGCCAGGUGGCUUCAUCCUGGGUUACUGCCCACCUCUCUGUCCCUUUUCUCUGUUUUUAAGUUGCAGGACAGGGACUGGUGUGGGAGAGGAUGCUUUAUAAUAGUACAUACUGAAGCAACUUCUGCUUUUGCUCACGGGAGAGGGCAUACUCUCCUCAGGUUAACUUGUUUUCAGCCUUUGCCGUGGAGGCCUGGCGGCAAUGGGCCCGGGGGUAGGAUUCAUCUUCUUUGCAUGUAGCUCUUUAAAAUGAAGUUUCCCAUGGCAUAGGCUGGCUCUGCAGCCAAGGAGAGAUACAGCCCUAUCCAAGGGGUUGGUUAGCCUGUCUGCCUGAGACGCUUAUGUUAAGGUGCUGCCUAUUUCUGAGGACCACAGGCAAGGCCUGGGCAGCUGGCUAGGACAUGUCCCUUUUAGAUCCUAAAUGUGGGCGAGAUCAGUCCCGCUCUAGGGAUUAGAAGAUGAGAGGGAAGGCCAUAUAAGCAAAAUGAUAGGAAGGCUUUCUUCCCCCUCUGCUGGUUGUCUGGAUUACAGAGGAUUAUGUUGCUGAGUCAAAUGCCAUCCCCUGUUGCGAGCGUGGGCCCCUUGAUGUCCUCUUGUUUUAUGAAACCCCCAAGUAAAGGAUUGUUUUAUGAAAGUUGGGGCUGUGAAGGGCAAAGGGGUGAUGAAACUUUGCCCCACUUCUACCUAUCACUUCAAUAUCCUGAAGGGUAUUGAGGAACAAGGUUCCCCCGUCCCUGGCUCACACACAUCCCCACCAUACUGCUUGUCACCUCCUUGUACACCCUUCCCCUCUGCAUUAUUCCUGGCAGUUCCCUUAGGGGAGGAGGGUGUCUUUGGCCCCACAUCUUGCACCCUCAUGAGUGCUUGGGAGGACCCAGCAAGGUAGCGUUGCAGGAUGGUUCCCAUAGGAGGCUCUGCUCUGGUCUCCAGAGCCUGCACAAGGCAAGGAGCCCAGUGAGGCCACCUCACGCAGCAAAUCCAAACCAUUCAUCCAGAACAACUUUCUGCUGCCUCUGUGGCAUCUCUUAACACCAUCUGGGCUGCUCUGCCCCUCCCCCUGCAGCAUUACUGCCUGUGUACAGUAUAUAUUAUAUAUAUAUAUAUUUAAAAAGAUGUAUAAUAUAAAGCUAUACAUAUAUACGUAUAUAUGAUGACUCACGGAUGGCCUGCUGCAUACAGGAUCCCCAGAGUGGACUUGUCUAAGCCCUUCACCCCUCCUCCCCCUCUGACCCUCACCCCGGUCCGUUCUAAACUCCAACUACAGCGAACCCCACCACCUUGGCACCUGUGUUUACAAUGUCCUAUAUAUUUGUGGUUAACAAAGUGAAGGUGGUAACUACUGGUGUCUCAAUAAAGUUAUGACAUUCAAAAUAACCAAAC